CCUCCUUCCCGUAGGCCCUUUCUAGAGUGUCUGGGAGAAGCGGAGCUUCGCGGGAGCUGAGAAUUUAAAGAGAACCCUCGGCACCGCCCAGCCCCCGCACGUGUUACAAUUCUUAUUUUCUAUCAGAAUUCGGCGUGCUGGUGUAUGACCACGUUUAACCGUUGUUACAUUUAGAUUCAGAAUCAUGCCCUUGACAUGGUGUUAAACUUUAAAAUGGAAACUUAAAACCUGGAGGAAUGCCACUGUGAGACCACUUUGCAGAGUGGAUUUUGGCAUUUGGGACAGAGCCUGGGCAAUCUCUCUCUCUUGGGCUGGCCACUGGCUACCAGGUGUUUGCUUUGUGGAGACUAGAUGGACAGAUUCCUGGUGAAGGGGGCUGUCAGGGGCCUUAUGGGAAAGAGGGAGCAAGAGCAGACCGGAGGAGGCCCAGCAGGGUUGGCCGAAGAGGAGGGGACCAGCGGGAAAAAGCCCAGGAGAGCAGCCCCGGGGAGUGGAGUCCACUCGGCAGGCCUCAGCUGGAGGCACAUUGUAGCCGAGGGCCUGGACUGCGAUUACACAGUCCUGUUUGGCAAAGCCGAAGCAGAUGAGAUUUUCCAAGAGUUGGAGAAAGAAGUGGAAUAUUUUACAGGUUCGCUGGCCAGGAUCCAGGUGUUUGGGAAGUGGCACAAUGUCCCAAGGAAGCAGGCGACAUACGGUGACGCUGGGCUGACCUACACCUUUUCAGGCCUUACUCUGUCUCCAAAGCCCUGGGUCCCUGUCCUAGAGCGCAUCCGGGAUCGCGUUUCUUUAGUGACUGGACAGACCUUCAACUUCGUGCUUGUCAACAGGUACAAAGACGGCCAUGACCACAUUGGUGAGCACAGAGAUGAUGAGAGAGAACUGGCUCCUGGGAGCCCCAUCGCCUCUGUCUCCUUUGGGGCUUGCAGAGACUUCUUCUUCCGGCAUAAGGAUUCCCGGGGGAAGCACCCCUCCCGGAGGCUGGGGGUGGUCAGGCUCCAGCUGGCCCACGGAAGCUUACUUAUGAUGAACCACCCAACCAACACUCACUGGUACCACAGUCUCCCCGUCCGAAAGAAGAUUCUGGCUCCCCGGGUCAACCUGACAUUUCGGAAAAUCCUGCCUGUUGCAAAGUAAAAACGUUUUUAACAGCUAGUACUUCUGUUAGCUCCUUCCUUCUCUACUCCAAGAGGGAGCUGGCAUUUCCUUUACCAACAGGGAACAUGGAAAAGGUUUAACCCAAGCGCAGGGCUUCUUACAUACAAUGCUGAACUCAGAAACAGGAUGUUUGUAUCGAAUCGGUGGAUUACGAAAGAAUACCAGUUGAUUCUUUUCCUAACAAAAUGAUUCUUUUAUUGCUAUAAUACACAGCAGAUACAAAAGGUACCUUUAGCAAAAACAUAAAUCAGCAGUUAUUAUGGCAUAAACUACGAGUUUAACUUAGGUUUUUGCAGAAAGAAGCGACUUUGUAAAUAACUUAAAGCUAGAAAUAAGAGUAUUUGGCUGCUACUUAAUACCUAAUGAUUUACAAAAAAUGAGAAAGUCGCCUUUAAGUCAGGGGAAGAGGCUUUGCACGGAGAUCAUUCACAUUUACAACCGCGGCUCAAUCCCUCCGACCAAAGAUCUGCUUACAACUGAACGCUAAAAGGAUGAGCCCCGUUCAUGCCCGGCAUCUCUCUUUAAUGGCAGAUUGCAAAGCGUAAGCAGCGGCAGAGCAGCAGUUGCUCAAAGCUACAACUUUGCCAGAAAGGUUAAGGUCAUGUGAUUGAGCAUUUGUUUCCCCCAGACGCGGGUACCACGGGCACGUGCCUUACCACGGGGACGUGCCUUUCACCGUCAAAGCCGGGGUCUGUAAGGAGUCAGGAAGGGACGUCUGCCGUGAACAGACCAGAAGCUUUGUGCGGCUCCUUUCUCCCUGAGGUGUGUGGCCUGGAGAACUUCACAGUCCGUUCUGUCAAUAGCGAGAGUUCCAAGUCCUCGGGAUGCACGCUGGGCCUGGGGGAAUGGGGAUCGCCUGGGCCUCUAGCACUUUCAGCUGACGCCAAGGCCUUGUCUGGGAGCGUCUGCCAGCUGGUCCCCACCAGGGGAAGCACAGUCCUCAGCCCGACCUCAGGUGACCUUUUGGACGCGUCUGAUUACAAAUCUUACCUCUGAAGAGUCAGUCUGCAUUUGUUGUUGUUUUUUUUAAAUAAAAGAGCCUAGCUAAAACAUA
Balaenoptera ricei (Rice's whale) is the source of this 2209-nucleotide messenger RNA. It is a transcript of the gene ALKBH2, whose product is annotated as alkB homolog 2, alpha-ketoglutarate dependent dioxygenase. Bases 352 to 1134 code for a protein of 260 amino acids. The record is from RefSeq and is a predicted model, not a curated record. The transcript has 4 exons. Gene Ontology annotation, biological process: DNA repair. Lineage: Eukaryota; Metazoa; Chordata; Mammalia; Artiodactyla; Balaenopteridae.